This is a messenger RNA of Mugil cephalus (flathead mullet), 1545 nucleotides long. It is a transcript of the gene fdx1, whose product is annotated as ferredoxin 1. Gene Ontology annotation, cellular component: mitochondrion. Gene Ontology annotation, biological process: P450-containing electron transport chain; positive regulation of oxidoreductase activity. The transcript has 4 exons. Gene Ontology annotation, molecular function: 2 iron, 2 sulfur cluster binding. The record is from RefSeq and is a predicted model, not a curated record. Lineage: Eukaryota; Metazoa; Chordata; Actinopteri; Mugiliformes; Mugilidae. Bases 414 to 911 code for a protein of 165 amino acids.
ACGCUAUGUUUUGUUUGUCAGGAAGUACGGUCAAGGGUUUCGUUUGAAGAGUGACCGAAUAAACCCGCACAGUGACAUUAUUCAGAGUCACCAUUAGUGCUCGUCUUGUCAGUGAACCAGUUGUUUAUUUUUAUUUUUCUGUUUUUUAGGGGGGGAAAGCGAACAAAUGCCGCUACCUUAUGUUACACGUUACGCAAUGAGCGCGACAGUGACAAAGUGACUUGUGGCAGCUAAAAGAAGCUAGCCUUAGCCUAAGUAGCUCUAGCUCGGAGACAACUUUGCCUGAGUGUGUCUCUCUCUCUCUGUCGGUCCUCGCCACAAGUGUGCCAAACAGGUCCGGACUAAGUGACCGUCCUCCCUGCAGCUCGUUUUAGCUUCUCCUCUCCACUUCCAGCCUCUCGCCUCUUCCUCAAAUGGCGUUUGUAUCCGCUUUAAGGCGACUCGCUUACGUUAAAGUCCGAGAAUAUUCUCUGAGGACGGCGGCGGUGAGUUGGAGCAGCCCACUGACUGGACAGAGGAGUUUCACCACCGGAACACAGCCACUCAGGUCAGACAACAAGGUGACGGUCCACUUCAUCAACCGGGACGGGGAGAAGAUAACAGUGAAGGGUUCGCCCGGAGACUCGCUGCUAGACGUCGUCAUCAACGAAGACCUCGACUUCGACGGCUUCGGAGCCUGCGAGGGAACCCUGGCGUGCUCCACGUGCCACCUGAUCUUCGACGAGGAGGUGUACAAGAAGCUGGGACCAGUCACAGACGAGGAGAUGGACAUGUUAGACUUAGCCUACGGCCUGACCGACACAUCCCGCUUGGGUUGCCAGAUCUGCCUGACGAAGGCUCUGGAGGGCAUGGAGGCCAGGGUACCAGAGAGCGUAGCGGACAUCCGGCAAAGCAAAGACGAAGCUUCUUAACUGAGGACACGCGUCCCGAGAAUCACGGAUGUAGAAAGUGAGGGUAUGACGUAUGCACGGGGGACGAUGGUAGGAGGCCACUGUCUCCUACUGUUGUUUUUUUUAUAUAAUUAUAUAUAUAUAUACACAUAUAUAUGUGUAAAACAUCCAAAUCAUAGCAGAGCUAGGGUCAAUAACCAGGAAACAACAGUAGGAUUAUCCAGAAAGUAAAUCAGCAGCAGAGCCCUGCCACCCUAGUCCUGAACCGUGUAGUAUUUAUGAGAUAUAAACCUGUGUUAACACAUAAUCACGUUUGUUUAUUUUAACCCCCGUCAGAAAUAAUGGUACAUUUCUAGUUUGUGGAUGUGCCGUCCAUCAUCAUGAUGUAAGAAAAUUGUCUUACUGUCCUGCGGCGAAAGCAGAGCUGGACAUUUGAAAUGAUCCCCCCCCCAGCACCACUUAGCCGACUGAAUGAAAGUUAAAGAGGAGAUGCUAAUAACGACACCCUCCCUCCCUCUUGUUUUAUUUUAUUUACAACAUGUGUAUACCUCUAGUGGUUCGAUUGACUCCUUCAUGUAACUGUAUAAUUUCAUCAUGUGAUUGCACAUAGCUCGAACAGAGAGAAAAACUAAUAAAAAAAUGGACCCUUCUGAUA